Ceratitis capitata (Mediterranean fruit fly) is the source of this 2695-nucleotide messenger RNA. It is a transcript of the gene eIF2Bdelta, whose product is annotated as translation initiation factor eIF-2B subunit delta. Lineage: Eukaryota; Metazoa; Arthropoda; Insecta; Diptera; Tephritidae. The record is from RefSeq and is a predicted model, not a curated record. The coding region runs from base 216 to 2507 and encodes 763 amino acids. The transcript has 7 exons.
AAAUUUUCUUCCAACAUUUUUAUCAAGUUUCAGUCACCCUGUGGAGUAUUUGACAUACAUAAGCCAUCUCAGCUGUGGUUCAGCUUCCAGCUGCUGUCGUUAGCAAAUUAUUAAUUUUUGCUCAAUUGCAAGUAAAUAAAGAAAAUUCAGUGUUAUUAGACAUUAAAAGUAUAUACUUUAUCAAAUAUUUGAACGUCGUUUUUACGAUUUUAAAUAUGUCCAGUGUUCAGGAAAAUAAGGACAUUCUUAACACGCCUACGUUAAAGAAAGACGUAGGUACUGCGUCACAAAAAAAGAAACGUCCACGUCAACGUCAACGCAAACGAAAUAAGAACUACAAGGCUAACUCGGAGGAAUCCGUGUUGCCGGUCCAGGAAGUCGAAAAGACUAAUAACACACAUAUAAAUACAUCGGUUGUACAGCUGAGCAAUAACACAUUCAGGGAAGAUCAAACAAUAAUUAAUAGAGACAAUCAAUCUUUUAUGAAGAUUUUGAAAUUAAAUUCGGAAUUAAUACCUUCUAUGGAAAGUGGAACACCCGUUCCACAAGGCAUUAAAACAAAAGUGUUUUCCAAAAGCAAACAAGGUGCUUUAAACUCUCACAAAGUAGACAAUUUAGCAGAUUCAUUGAUUCAAUCAAGUCCAAACUCGAAUAUACUAACAGAAGUAUUCCGAACACAAUCCCCAAGCGCCAAUAGCAUCACACAAGACAAAUCGCAAGUUUUAAAAACUCAAAUUAAUAACCAAAGCGACAACUUUCAGCAUAAAAAUAAUUUACUGACUGGCACUCUGGUUACUAGAGAAGACAGGAAAAUGUCAACUACGCCAACUAAAACGGUAAAUCCGCCUGCCGCCAAAUCUCGUGAAGAGAUUAUGGCCGAACGUGAAGCUAAAAAAUUAGCCAAACAAUUGAAAAAAGCUAAGGUAUUGGGUACUGAAUUAACGGCUGCAACCCCAGCAGCCUCAAAUAUAAAUACAUCCGUUGCGCAAGUUGAUAGUAUAGCAAUACCAGAAACCUCUGCUAACACUCCUUCCAAUACAACACUCGCCGACGGAAACGCUCUUGCCGUUGAUAAAAGUCGCGAACAAAUCAAAGCAGAACGUGAAGCCAAAAAGAAAGCAAAGCAAGCACAGAAAGAGGCUAAAGCAACAGGUUUACCAGAGGUAACUGCAAAAUUAGAAGCCAUUCAAUUUGUUGAGAACGGGCUUACAACACCAGCACAGGAUGAAAAGAAAAAACCAGCUUUAUCAAAAUCUGAGAGACGUGCCAUACAAGAAGCUCAGCGUGCGGCUAAAGCUCAGGCUCUUGCACAAAAAACCGCAACGCCAAAAGCAAAACCUGUUUCGGCCAAUAAUCAAAAAUCCUCAAAGCCUACACCAGACACACCAGCAAAGACCGCAAGCAAAACUGGUAGUCUUUCGACAACAAAGAGCGUUAGUCCAACUGCUAAGUCGCUGCGCAUAAACGAUUGUAAAGUGCGUCUGUUUAAUCAUUUGGAAAAGACGCAUCAGGAGGUUAGCUUAUUUUUGAAUAAUCCACAUCUGCAUCCGAGCGUUGCGAGACUAGGCGAACAAUACGCUCAGCGUACUGUUGUAGGCUCCAAUGCACGUUGUAUUGCCUUUCUCAAUGCACUGAAAAUGGUUAUACGAGAUUUUGAGACGCCACUAAAAAAGGAAUUUGCACGCAGCUUAGAGACCACAAUUACAGAUAGCGUAGAACAUUUGCAGAAAUGUCGACCGCUUGCCGUUUCCGUAAGCAACGCGUACAAACAUAUUAAACAUGUGCUUACGCAAUUGCCAACUGAUCAGCCGGAAUCUGAUCUAAAGGAGAAUUUAUGUCGCUUCAUCGACACAUACAUUGAGAAUCAGAUUGGCAAAGCAGCCGAGGCUAUUAGCUAUUCUGUGCAGGAGAAAAUCUCCAAUGGCGAUGUCAUACUCACAUUUGGCUGCUCAUCCUUGAUUACCUAUAUUUUCGAAGAAGCACAACGUCGCAACGUUGAUUUCCGUGUCAUAGUAGUGGAUUCGCGUCCCUUUUGUGAGGGACGGGAACUUUUGCGUCGGCUCACCGUGAAGGGUAUACCGUGCAGUUAUGUGCUUAUCAAUGCCAUCAGUUUUGUCAUGCCCGAAGCUACGAAAAUACUGCUAGGCGCACAUGCGCUAUUGGCUAAUGGUUAUGUUAUGGCGCGUACCGGCACAGCGCAAGUUGCGCUGGUGGCACGCUCAUUCAAUGUGCCUGUCUUGGUUUGUUGUGAAACACACAAAUUCAGCGAACGCUCGCAAACCGAUGCCAUUGUCUACAAUGAACUGGGCAAUCCUGAUGAUUUGAUAAGAAGUGAUAAGUGCAGUUUGGCCAAUUGGCAGACGAAGGGUAAAAUGUCACCGUUAAAUUUGAUAUACGAUAUUACGCCACCCGAACUAGUUACGGCUGUUGUUACUGAAGUUUCAAUAUUGCCAUGCACCAGUGUGCCAGUGAUAUUGCGUAUAAAACCAACGGAAAUUGGUUAUUAAUUCAAAUAUUAGCGGCUCGUUAUUUGGUGAAUAUAAAAAAUAAUUAAACUUUUUCCAGGUGUUCAUUUUUCAUAAUUUUUUAACACUUUAUGCUUUAAUUACAUACGCACAUGUAAAAGAAAAAGAGUGUAACUUUAAAUCGGAAUAAAAUACUUACUCAGCUUAAUGAAAACAAGAUUUGUUUCAAG